Molecule: messenger RNA, 1930 nt
Organism: Ictalurus punctatus (channel catfish)
Lineage: Eukaryota; Metazoa; Chordata; Actinopteri; Siluriformes; Ictaluridae
Gene: dcaf17
Product: ddb1 and cul4 associated factor 17
Biological process (GO): protein ubiquitination
Cellular component (GO): Cul4-RING E3 ubiquitin ligase complex
Source: RefSeq, a predicted model, not a curated record
ACAGGGCGCACUGUCAGGUUUGAACUGAACUGGGAUGACCCUUUACUUGUGCGCCAUUUUUCAUCCGGGUCUUUCAGCUCAUCGCACUGAAGGGAAGAAAAAGCUGUGGAAAAGCCGUGACUUUUUUCCGGAAUGGAUUUAAAUAGUGUCAAUGGUCUCUACAUCCUCCUCCAUGUGUUUGGAGCGGUCUCGUGUCGCGCGCCCUCUAUCGGGAAGAGCGCGAAUAAACAACUCCUGCGUGCUCCUAGGCUUCAGGACGGUGCAGAAUUUACAAAGGUGUGGACCAAAUCCUCCAAAUCCCUCAUCUCGUAUGAAAGUGGAAGGAUAUAUUUUGAGAAUUACAGGUGCUCCUACACCAGCCUAACACCUCAACCACAGCUGUUGUAUGAGAUGCCAAAGCGAUCCAAAGCUGAGAAGAUUGAGGAUUCCUUAUUGUGCCAGUGUCCAAUUGAUAAAGCACUCCCAUGGGCCUUGGAGCAGAAACCCAGCCUUCUAGCCCUAACGGCUAAUAACUGGUUGUAUCACCUCUCAGCCGAUACAGGACAAACACUGCACAGAGUCUACCUCUCAUCUCAUUUCAAGUUCAGAUCGCUGGGAUGGGAUGUCUCUCAGGAAACAUUUUAUGUCAAAACCAUUCAGCAUAAACAGACACCACUAGCACGACAGGCUGGUGUUGAGAACAACGUCCUCAUGCAUUUAGCCAUAUUCAAAGUCUUUCCUCUUGAUGUUAUUGGACUGCUGGAGAUCAACAAAAAAGUCUUUGGUAAAUCCGUUGUUGAUGUUCUCCUGUCUCAAGGAGUGUUGGCUGUGUCACACAGCUCAAAAUGUGUAAAGCUUUACAGCUUUGAAUACAUUGUGAAAAAGUUCAGGACCAAGAAGCUGGUACUGGGGCAGGAGUGUGAUUUGUAUGGUGCUAGGGGAAUAGUGGGAGACGCUCCCUAUGGCAUUCCAAUCAACAUUCACAUUAAGGAGUGUCCUCCUGCACUGUUCGAGAUGUCAUACUUGGAUAAUGGGAUCCAGAUUGGAGGCCACCCAUGGCAUUACAUCUAUACACCUAACCAUAAGAGACACAGAGGGACACACCACAUCUGCUCAAUCAGAGAUGGUGCCCUGGCUAAGAAUGGUGUGCAGGAUAUGAAGUGCGACUCACUGGAGGCAGACUGGAUCUUCUUCCACCCGGAUGACUCGGGCAGGAUCAUCCAUGCUGGGCCCAGUACCAUAAAUGUUCUGAAAAUCAAAGCAGAAAAAGAAUUUCAUUCAGAGUAUGAGGUGGUCUGUGACUUCUCUAUUAUGGCAUCCCGAGGAAAUAGCGCCUCCUCCCAAGUGACAGUGACCUCCUCUGGACGAACAGUGAAGAAAAGAAUUCAGCAGCUGGAAGAUGAUCCUGAGCAGGAGACAUUUAAGAUGGUUAAAUAUGAAGACGAGCUGGACCUGCUAGCCAUUGUGGAUGUCAGUCACACAGAAGAUGAGGGACAAGCCAGUGUUCGCCUCCACCACAAUAAAAGUGGAGCAUUACUGAAAAAAAUUGCCCUUCAGGAACCAUGGGAUGUGACCUACAGUCAUGAAGUCUACUUCGACAGGGACACGAUCAUUCACAUUGAACAAGAGAGGAACAACAGCUACUGCUGCCAUGUUUACAAGAUAAACGAAGGACAAACUGAUGACCCUGUGAACACGUGAAAUCGGAAACAACACACAGCUCGUAUAUUCAAAUGACCAGCUAGAAAUAUUUCAACUACGAUAUUAGUUAGGCUUUUGGGUUUGUUUUGUUUUUUGUCUUUCAUUGAUUUUCCACAGACUCAGUGUGUCGAAUAAAAGUAAAGUUUGUGGUGAUGUCACUUUAAAAAGUCACGCAGUAGUUGAGUCACGGUGACGUCACUGUAUUUGCCGUUAACCGUUCGUUAAUAAUAAAGUUUGUUUAGAAAUCAGA